Messenger RNA from Phytophthora sojae, 534 nucleotides. RefSeq names its product GCN5-related N-acetyltransferase-like protein. The record is from RefSeq and is a predicted model, not a curated record. Gene Ontology annotation, molecular function: N-acetyltransferase activity. Lineage: Eukaryota; Oomycota; Peronosporomycetes; Peronosporales; Peronosporaceae. The transcript has a single exon. Bases 1 to 534 code for a protein of 177 amino acids.
AUGACCACCGAUACGCAAAUCAAGGUGACAUUCCGUCAGUAUCGUCCUGAAGACCACGCCGCCGUCACCAAGAUCUUCAUCGAGGGUUUGGUCGUGUUCGACAAGAACCUGGACUACCGCUACCUGUGGGGAGAGCGCAUUCGCAGCGACCUGACCACCGACUUGGCCGACAUCCAAGCGAGCCACAUGACCCUAGGCGGGAAUUUCUGGAUCGCGGUCGCGACGACCAAAGGAUCGAGCAGAAUCGUCGGCAUCACGGGACUCAAGCGCGUAUCCAAAGCCGUCGGGGAGGUGCGACGCGUGUACGUGGACCAAACCUGCCACCGCAUGCGCGUCGGCCGCAAGCUAAUGGCGGAGCUGGAAAGCUGGUCGCGCCAGAACGGAAUCAAGCGCAUAUUCCUGACGACAGCCGCCUCGAACGAGAAGCCUCAGGCCUUCUACGCCGCUCUCGGGUACACCAAGACGGACAAAGUCAUGUACGCCUGGGAGAAGCUCAAGUACUUCGAGAUCUCCGAGUUCGUUAACCAGCUGUAG